AUGAGUACUGAGAAAAUCUCUUGUAGAUCCUGUAAAUUCACUAAUAAUGAUAAUAAUAAUAAUAAUAAUAAUAAUAAUAAUAAUAAUAAUAAUAGUAAUAGUAGUAGUAAUAAUAACAGUGGUAAUAAUAAUAAUGAUAAUAAUGAUAACAAUAGUGAUGAUAAUAAUAAUAGUAAUGAUAAUAAUGAUAGUGAUAAUAAUAAUAAUAAUAAUAAUAAUAAUAACAAUAAUAAUAAUAAUAAUAAUAGGUUUUUCUAUAUUUGA
Schistosoma guineensis is the source of this 264-nucleotide messenger RNA. NCBI's taxonomy places the organism in Eukaryota, Metazoa, Platyhelminthes, Trematoda, Strigeidida, Schistosomatidae. The record is from the annotation of a GenBank genome assembly.